ACCCAGCGGUGCCGCUGUCCCGGCUCAUUCCAGCCGCGGGAGGAGCGCGGGUCACGCGGAUCCUCGGGAAUCCAGCGCCGCCAGCGGCACCGGGCACUUUGCCUUCACCUUCCCCACAUCCAGCUCCGGUUGAAUUCCCCCUUUUCCGGGACAGCCCCAUCCCGGAGAUCCUGCGAGCAGGGAUGAGCCUCGCUCCCCUGAGCCGGGAAUCCUCAGCCCUUUCCCUCUGAGCCGCUCCCGUUGGGUUUGGACCCAAAUCCCGGAGCCUGGCAGCGAGCUGCCUCCUCUCGGAGCGCGGGGGCGGAACGGCGCUGCGGGGAGAAACCGGGAAAGACAGGAACGCAAGGGAAGGGAAGAGGCUCGCGUGGCUCCUCGGGUGCCGGGAACGCGGCGAUCCCUUGGCCGGGCUGGAGCUGAGCCCCUUCCCAUGGUUUCUGGGCUCGGGGUUCCCAGGGAGGAGCCUUCCAGCGAGGGUUCCCGCUGCCUCAUCCCGAGGAUGCUCUUCCCGCUGCUCAUCCUGGCGCUCGGCCGGGCAGGAGCCGUGGAGCUGCGGGUGCCGGAGGAGCCGGUGCUGGCGCUGUUCGGCCAGGACGCCACGCUGCGCUGCUCCUUCUCCCCCGACGCCGACUUCAGCGUGGCCGAGCUGAGCCUCAUCUGGCAGCUGACGGACACCAAGGGCCUGGUGCACGGCUUCUCGGGGGGCCGGGACCGGCUGCAGGACCAGGGCCGCGGCUACGCCAACCGCACCUCGCUCUUCUACGACCAGCUGGCGCUGGGCAACGUGUCGCUGCUGCUGCGGCGCGUGGAGAUCGCCGACGAGGGCAGCUUCACCUGCUUCGUGCGCGUGCGCGACUACGACAGCGCCGCCGUCACGCUGCAGGUGGCGGCUCCUUACUCCAAGCCCAGCGUGCACCUGGAGCCCAGCAAGGACCUGAAGGCGGGUGACACGGCGGUGGUGACGUGCCACGCCUCCCGUGGCUACCCGCAGGCCAGCGUGCUGUGGCAGGACAGCCGGGGUGCCAACCUGACCUCCAACGUCAGCACGCUGCAGGUGGCCAACGAGCAGGGGCUGUUCGAGGUGCGCAGCGUGCUGCACGUGCUGGUGGAGCCCAGCGUCACCUACUCGUGCCUGGUGCUCAACGCCCUGCUGCAGCAGCGGGGCCACGCCUCCGUCACCAUCACGGGCCAGCCCCUGGCGCUGCCGGCGGCGGCGCUGUGGGUGACGGUGGCGCUGGCCGUGUGCGUGGUGCUGCUGCUGGCCGUGCUGGCCUUCGUGUGCCACCAGAAAAUCCGGGACAGCUGCCGGGAGGACGCGGAGCAGACGGGGCCAGAGGAGCGGGAUGAGGAGGGGGAGGAGCCCAAGACAGCUCUGCAGCUGCUGGAAAACGUAGAGAGCAGAGAAGGUCGGGAGCAGGAGAUUGAUUGACGAGCCCGGGGCGCCCCAGAGCUGCUGCCCCCAUCCCAUCCCAUUCCCUGCCUCCCUUCCAGGCCUGUCCUUCCCAGUGGGGUGAGGAUGUGUCCCUGUGUGUCCAUCCUGGGGUGACAUUCUCCAUUUCCCUGCCUGCCCAAGCCCAGUCAGAGCACUGGGAGCAGGGCUGGGCCGUGUGGGGACGCUCCUUGCCCCAUGUGCCACACUGGGUGUCCCUCCACACUCCUUCUGGCCUUAAACUCUGAGUCCUGCUGGGAUUUGUCCCACUGGACGUUUUUGGGAAGGGCAGGGCAAGGGGGCACCUGCUGGCCGGGUGUAGUCCUGCUCUGGGGCAUUCCCAGCUCGUUAUUCCCGUGGGGUUGGUGCUGUUGGGGACACAGGUACACCCCAAGUGCUGCUGGACUGUCCCUAUCCCAGUGCUGCUCCUGCUCCAGAGUGGGGCAAGUCCCCAAGGGCUCCUUGGGUUGAGUCCUUUAAAAUCCUGGGAUCUGGAGGGUUUCUUGUGCCUUGACAAAUAAAUUUGGGACCGUGUUGGUC
Molecule: messenger RNA, 1966 nt
Organism: Oenanthe melanoleuca
Lineage: Eukaryota; Metazoa; Chordata; Aves; Passeriformes; Muscicapidae
Gene: CD276
Product: CD276 molecule
Exons: 8
Coding region: 428-1426 (332 amino acids)
Source: RefSeq, a predicted model, not a curated record